AUGCGAUUGGCGAUUUCUGAUUUUGAAGGAGACUUUGAAUACGAGUCAGAGUCAGAAGAUGACUCUGAAUCUGAAGUCGAGUCUAAUUCUGAAUAUGAGUCAAAAUCAGAAGAUGAGUCAGAAUAUGAAGAGUCAGAAGAUGACUCUGAAGUCGAAGUCGAGUCGGAAGAUGACUCUGAAGUUGAAGUUGAGUCAAAAGAUGACUCCGAAGCUAAAGGAAAAGUUGUCUCUGAAGAGGAUUCUUCCUCUGAAGAAUCUGGAGGUAAUCCAAUCUCUAUAAAUGAAGCUUUUAUAGGUGGAACUUCUGAAGGAAUAACCUCUAAAGAUAUUGAUUCUGAUUCUGAAGAUGAGUCAGAGCCUGAAAAUGAUUCUGAGAGUGAGUCAGAAUCAGAAGGUGAGAUUGAUUCUGAGGAAGAAUAUGAUUCUAAUCUAGAUUUUAAUGGUGAUUUAGAUUCUGGUGAUCUAGAUUCUGAUGGUAAUUCAAAUUCUGGUGGUAGUCCAUAUUCUAGGAAUAUUCCUAAUUCUGAAGGUGGUCAUACUUUUGAAGUUGAUACUUUUGGAGUUCCAGCAUCUGAUACUGUUCUAGAAUCAGAAGAUUCUGAACAAGUUCAGAGGCCACAAAGAAUCAGAAACAUUCCUAGAAGGUCUGGAGAGUUUGACAUGCUACAUGGCACUAAAAUAACUUCUAAAGGAGAAAUUUUUCAGUGUGCCAUGUUAGUAGACUCUGAAUCCGUAAGUACGGAAGAAGCUCUCAAGCAGAAAGUCUGGCUGAAGAACAUGAAAGAAGAACUUGAGCUUCUGAAGAAAUUUGAGUUGAUAAAUUGUAAAGCUGCGGUCACACCUGCUGAUAAAAAUCAGAAAUUGGAUUCUGAUUUUGAUGGUGAUGAUGUAGAUGCAACAACAUUCAAUUAG
Messenger RNA from Lathyrus oleraceus (garden pea), 912 nucleotides. RefSeq lists its product as uncharacterized. The record is from RefSeq and is a predicted model, not a curated record. The coding region runs from base 1 to 912 and encodes 303 amino acids. NCBI's taxonomy places the organism in Eukaryota, Viridiplantae, Streptophyta, Magnoliopsida, Fabales, Fabaceae. The transcript is spliced from 3 exons.